Musca domestica (house fly) is the source of this 1185-nucleotide messenger RNA. Its product is annotated as ficolin-1. Lineage: Eukaryota; Metazoa; Arthropoda; Insecta; Diptera; Muscidae. The transcript is spliced from 5 exons. The record is from RefSeq and is a predicted model, not a curated record. Bases 70 to 1161 code for a protein of 363 amino acids.
GUCCAACAAAAGACUUUCUGAAACUCUCCGGCAAUUUAAAUUCAUUAUAAGUUGGAAUCUCCAAGCGACAUGUUGCAACUCAUACUUGUGCUGGGUCUAUACUUGCUUGCUACCGCAACCGGCUCAACCAUACCAACUCUUAUCGAAUCCGAUGCUGAAAACCGAACACCAUGCAAUGUGGAAAAUACGCAACGAAAUCUCGAAAUAUUGAAUUUGACUUUAAUGAGCACUAAUAACAAAUUGGAUAAUCCUGAAAACCGGUUCGAGCAAAUUUUCAACGAAAUGGACAAAUGGAAAAAUUCAAGUGAGAUAUCACUCUCGCGGGAUCGUAAUCAAUUCACACUUCAGUUUCAGAAAUCUGUGAAUGUAACGAAUGAUGAGCAUUGGGUCGAUCAUAGAGAUGAGGAGAAAAUCUAUUUUACGGACAUUUGGGAGAAUGAUGAACCAAAAGUCUGCAAAGUAAAUAAUUCGACCAAUCUUGUAUGUUCGAAACUAUCGCUCAGCGAAACCUGUGCCGAUUCGAAUGCCAUAAAUUGUCGCGGCAAUCAGUGUCGCAUCAAAAACCACAUCUAUGGACCCAAGUCAUUUUGGGUGACAUGCGAUGGCGAUUGGACAAUCAUACAGAGACGCAUGGACGGUUCCGUCGAUUUCCAACGCAACUGGCAGAGCUACAAGGAGGGCUUCGGCGAUUUGGAUGGUGAAUUUUGGCUGGGUUUGGAGAAAAUUCACUCGCUGACCGCUCUCUACGGCGGCACUGAACUCAUGAUUGAAAUGCAAGAUUUUGACAAUGUCUGGCGACAGGCCUAUUACGAGUCCUUUCGGGUGGGAAAUGAAACGACUAAAUAUCUUCUAGAGCGAAAGGGUAGCAUUCAAUCAACAGCAGGAGAUUCUUUCACAAUACACAGUGGUGAAAUGUUUUCCACCCAUGAUAGCGACAACGAUAAAAAUUCGGGCAAAAAUUGUGCCUCCGUCCUGAGGGGAGCGUGGUGGUAUUAUAAAUGCGAUUUGAGCCAGGAUAUAAGCAAUCUAAAUGGGUUCUAUUACAAUUUGAGUGUGGUUCCGGCAGAGAAGCCCGCUAGCGGCAUUGUCUGGAAAACCUUCCGUGGAGCAAGGUAUUCACUGAAAUUUGUCCAGAUGAAAAUCAGGCCCAAAAAGUUGUAAUUAAAAUUAUUUGAAAAAAAUAAA